Messenger RNA from Dicentrarchus labrax (European seabass), 3026 nucleotides. It is a transcript of the gene hoxa5a, whose product is annotated as homeobox A5a. Gene Ontology annotation, biological process: anterior/posterior pattern specification; regulation of transcription by RNA polymerase II. The coding region runs from base 1229 to 2074 and encodes 281 amino acids. NCBI's taxonomy places the organism in Eukaryota, Metazoa, Chordata, Actinopteri, Moronidae. Gene Ontology annotation, cellular component: nucleus. The transcript is spliced from 2 exons. The record is from RefSeq and is a predicted model, not a curated record. Gene Ontology annotation, molecular function: RNA polymerase II cis-regulatory region sequence-specific DNA binding; DNA-binding transcription factor activity, RNA polymerase II-specific.
CUUCAUUUUAUCCAUUAAUCGUUUCCAAUGUUUCCCUUUUCAAUAAUUUCUAAUUUCGCAUUUUUGCUUCUUUUUUUGUUGCUUUAUUUAGCCUAAAUUGCAGAGUGACUGUACAGAACUCCACACUGUAGCUGCUUCUAGAAAAAAGAUUUUGUGUUGUUCUCGAUCUCGUGUUGAUAUCUAACGAACAUAAAAAACAAAUAAAGCUGCAUUUGAUAAGAUAUUGACUGUUUAAAAGUCAAUAUGGACGAUGAUUCCCCUUUAAACGAGUGCGUAAUAAAGUCGGGUUACAUGCAAAAAGCUUGUAAUAUCAUCUGAUGGCUUCUUGUUUGGAAUCGUUAAAUUUGAGUAAAUAGACAGUAACGCGUAUUAACGUGCCUUCAUAUAUUGCCUAUAUUUAAAGCUAUUAAUUAUUCGGUGUGGCAUAAAGGACAAUCAUUUAAAUGGCAUGCCUCUGUCAUAAUUCUGGACAAUGUAAUGUUUGGUUUUUAUCUUUCCACCAAAACAUUUAUUCAUUAGUCUUUUCCCACAUGAGUGGUUGUUCACUUGUUUUAUGAUUAUACGGAAAAAAGCCCUGUUUUGAAUGGGCUUUUAUUCUAUUAAGUGCGCAGACUAUUUGCACUCAUCGCCUAUCAUAACAUGCACAACAGAUUCUGAUCGAAUUAUUUCUGUACACUAUCCUCGCAGAGAUUGCACUCUCAGCAUGUCACUUGUUGUAUUGUUUAGGAGCCCGUUGGUUUUUGCCGCAAUGGUCGUUAACCUCUGAAUGACCCCGUGUGGAGCCCACGCCUCACAAAGCGCCGCAGACAGGCAGUGCAACAGUUGAGCCAGAGGAUGGCGCACCACGACAAUUCAAAACACCCGAGCCCUGGCUCUGAGUUUGCCCUAGCCACGAGCGCAUGGAGGCGCGCACCCUUCACAUCCCACCCAGUAUUUCCUCUGUGCACGAGUUUACCUCUGGAGGUCACCAAGCAGGAUUUACGACUGGUCAACAAAAGCACGUGAUUCUCCGCCGUACCCCAUAUUUGGGUGCCUACGUAAGAGAGAAUCAAGUCCAUGUCCCACUCAUUUCCAUAAUUCAUCAUAAAUUGUGCAAGGGUGCUAUAGGACGCGCUAAACCAUAAGAGCCACAAAUCAAGCACACAGGUUUAUGCUAUUUUACCUCUAAAAACAAUUAAAAAAAACAACAACAAUACCUACAACGAGCAAACGGUGGAAUUGUCAACAAAUGAGCUCCUAUUUUGUGAACUCAUUCUGCGGUCGCUAUCCCAAUGGCGCGGACUUCCAGUUACAUAAUUAUGGAGACCAUAGUACGGCAAACGACCAAUACAGAGACUCAACAGCCAUGCAUUCCAGCAGGUACGGCUAUGGCUACAACGGGAUGGACCUAACAGUCGGGCGGGCCGGUACCGAACACUUUGUGGGCAACGAGCGGACGCAGGGCUACUCCCCGAGUCACUCAGCGGCGACAACACCCUCCGUGGAGCCGGUCAGGUACACCCAGUCCGCCAACAGCACCGGGACAUCGUCUCUAUCGCCACCACCUGACCCACUACCGUGCUCCUCGGUCGCCAGCUCGUCCCCGGUCACCGAGACUCAAUCUCAACACCGAGCCGUGAAAAACUCUAUAACGACCCCGUGCUCAACCCCGUGCUCGAGCUCGAACGGAGGCACGCUGCUGCUCAACCGGGACUGUGUGUCCAAAGCUUCCCCCCUCGAGGAAGAGAAGCCUGCGGGAAGCGCACCGACAACUCCUCAAAAUGUCAGCGACUCAACACAGCCUCAGAUAUAUCCGUGGAUGAGGAAACUGCAUAUAAAUCAUGAUUUGGCAGGACCUGAAGGGAAGAGAGCGAGGACUGCAUACACCCGCUAUCAGACCCUGGAGCUUGAGAAGGAGUUCCACUUCAACCGUUACCUGACCCGCAGGCGGAGGAUCGAGAUAGCCCAUGCCCUCUGCCUCUCAGAGAGACAGAUCAAAAUCUGGUUUCAGAACCGCAGGAUGAAGUGGAAGAAGGACAACAAGCUGAAGAGCAUGAACAUGGCGGCUGCAGGCGGGGGAGGCUACAGGCCCUGAUAUUCACUCCUCUCUACCCCUGAUAGCGAGCACUAUGAAAAUAAAACCAAGAUUGUCAUAUCAACUUCUCCUAUUUCAAAAAAGCGCAGAGACUUUGUUAACGGGCUGUGUGCGGGACAAGGGGACACCCCACAUACGCCCAGUGUAUGUCCAACAACCGUCCCAUUAUAUUCCUUAUUAAUAUUAUUUCCUUUUUAUUUCCACCGUGGUAAUGCUUCUGUGAGUAAAAAUGCAUUAUGUACAGUUCUGUCUAGAUUUAGAGGAAAAAGAAACACAUGAAAAUAAAUGUUUGUUUAAAUUAUUUCUUGUUCAGACGGAAAAAAAUAAAUAAAAACGUCAAAGCUUGAAAUUGCUACCUACCGCAAAUAAAUCCAGUAAAAGUUGUGUGAUGCACUCAGAACAAUAACAGCCUAUUAAAUAGAGGGUUGGGGUCGAGCUGCCUUUGUGUUUAGCCUUCGUUUUCUAUGUAUGUACUGUAUAUGUAUGUAUUUAUUUGUUUGAUGUAUUGUACCAACUUGUCAGAUAACUUGCUUCCAAAAGUAGAGCCAGCAGAGUAUGUAAAGCCUUGUGUGGUUAUUGUGUGCGUUGUGAACACAUGUAUGGACAGCGCUGCCGACUGCCUUGUAUCUUUUUUGUUUGUUUGUUUGGGUUUUUAUUUUAUUUUAUUUUAUUUGCAGGAGCUGCUGUUUGCGUUGUUCACCUGGGCGCAACAUCUUCUUAAAAAUGUGUUGUUUUUUUGGUCUUUGUUUCCCUAUAGCUGUUUUUAUGUGGAGGGUCCCACAGUAAAUUCCAUUGCCUAUGUGUAUAACUCCAUCGUGAUUAGCUUUUUGUAAAUGUUUUUCAAAGACUGGAAGUCAAGAAUAUACUAUAAUAAUAAUAAUGAUGAUGAUGAUGAUGAUGAUGAUGAUGAUGGCCAUUAUAAUAAACUUUCUACUGGAACGGCAACAUUACA